AUGCACAAACAGAUGAGGGCAGGAUAUGAUAAGCAAAGCAAAAUAUGCACUGCAGAAGUCCUUUGCAUUACAAUUUUUCAUUGGAGGGCAGGUUGUGAUGCAAGAUGGCAGCAGUCAGAAGAAAAGGUUCAUCAGCUCAUCCCACAUCAGCAGACAGCAGGCAUGACUCAUGAUCCUCCUGUGCGGCCAAUGGCUAUAACCCAGUCUACUGGCCUUCCCUGUUUGAGAUUUCUAGCGGCGAGGAUCGCGGUCUCCAAUCUGCACAAGAACACCAUGACAUCCUUUUCAGCGACGGUAAAGGCUUUCUAUACCCAUUACGAUGAGAAAUCUGGUUUGAUGGCUCCCCUGAUUGCUGAUGAUGUCUUCACGAUCAUUAUGAAGAAUACUGCUCGCUUGGAGCGUGAGAUAAAUUAUGACCGAGAUUUCGACUCUGAUUAUUUUGGUUUUAAGACUCUUCAGAGGUCCUAUCUGUUGAAAAUUGGUGGAAAGGUCGCAGAAAGGCCGCAACAUAUGUUGAUGAGAGUUUCUGUCGGCAUACAUAAGGAUAAUAUUGAAUCUGCUAUCAAAACAUACCACAUGAUGUCUCAACGCUGGUUUACUCAUGCUUCCCCAACCCUUUUCAACGCUGGCACUCCAAGGCCGCAACUAAGUAGCUGCUUCCUUAUCUGCAUGAAAGAUGAUAGUAUUGAAGGAAUUUAUGAUACUCUCUCAGAAUGUGCUGCCAUAAGCAAAUCUGCUGGAGGAAUUGGUGUCUCAAUUCACAAUAUUCGAGCUACUGGGAGUUACAUUCGAGGAACAAAUGGAACUUCUAAUGGAAUUGUUCCUAUGCUACGUGUUUUCAAUGAUACUGCCCGUUAUGUUGAUCAAGGUGGAGGCAAGAGAAAAGAGCCUUGGCAUCCUGAUAUCUUUGAGUUCCUUGAUCUAAGAAAGAACCAUGGAAUGGAAGAGAAUCGUGCAAGGGAUCUUUUCUAUGCUCUGUGGGUUCCUGAUAUCUAUUUAUGGAAAGGGUACAACGUAAUGAACAGUGGUCACUAUUUUGCCCCAAUGAAGCUCCUGGUUUGGCUGAUUGCUGGGGUGACGAGUUUCAGAAUCUGUACCAGAAAUAUGAAAGAGAACUAUGUGAUUUCAGGGCAAGGCAAAGAAAGUGGUUGCAGCGCAGGCCCUCUGGUUCGAUAUUUUAAAGGCACAGAUAGAAACUGGAACUCCCUAUAUGCUUUACAAGGUCUGGUUCUAAAAUGUGAUGAUGUGCAUGAUGCUUGCAACAGAAAAAGUAACCAACAAAAUCUUGGCACAAUUAAGUCCUCCAACUUGUGUACUGAGAUAAUUGAGUAUACAAGUCCUUCUGAAACUGCUGUGUGCAAUCUUGCGUCAAUUGCUUUACCACGUUUUGUGAGGGAAAAGGGUGUUCCUAUAGAGUCUCAUCCAGCUAAGCUUGUUGGUAGCAGUGGAUCAAAAAAUAGAUACUUUGACUUUGAUAAAUUAGCUGAGAUUACUUCGAUUGUUACAUGUAAUCUCAACAAAAUCAUUGAUAUUAGCUUUUAUCCCAUUGAGAAUGCAAGGAGGUCAAAUAUGAGGCAUAGGCCAAUUGGAAUAGGCGUUCAAGGCUUGGCAGAUACUUUUAUUCUACUAGGAAUGCCAUUUGAUUCACCAGAGGCCCAGCAGUUAAAUAAAGAUAUUUUUGAAACUAUUUAUUAUCACUCGUUGAAAGCUUCUGCUGAACUUGCUGCAAAAGAAGGUCCUUAUGAAACAUACGCCGGGAGCCCUGUUAGCAAGGGCAUUCUUCAACCUGAUAUGUGGAAUGUAGUGCCAUCUAGUAGGUGGAACUGGUCAGCAACGGUGCAGCUUCCAGCAGGAACGUUGUCCAUGAGAGAUAAUUGUACUCAGGAUAGAUAUUCGACAGAUGCAGACCCUUUAGGCCGCCCAGUGCAGCUCUGA
This is a messenger RNA of Miscanthus lutarioriparius, 1935 nucleotides long. The record is from the annotation of a GenBank genome assembly. NCBI's taxonomy places the organism in Eukaryota, Viridiplantae, Streptophyta, Magnoliopsida, Poales, Poaceae.